UAGAUAAGAGAAACGUCUAACACCACACAAAAUGCUAGCCAUCAUUUUCUUGUUUUCAUCAUAUAACAAACACAAAUACAUUCCAAGAAAAUUAAAAGUAUUGAAAUGGGUUGUGCUUCCUCCAAGCAAGUGAAAGCCAACGUCGUCGCCGACGUUUACAAACCACCGCCGUCAAGUUUCGCGGUGUUUGAUAUCAACGCCAUCGAAGAACCAUGGCUAAAACUCGAACAAGAAGACGAUGAGAAACCAGCACGCGCCGCCGUACAAUUCACAGUCGAGGAUGGUGAUGAUGACGCUCCUAAAACAUGGGAUGAGGUCAGCAAAUCUCUAGAAACCCACCUUAAACCAUCCGCCGUUAAACCGCCGCCGGAAGUGGACUCCGUGAAACCUCCGGCGACUCCUCCACGACGGCUUCCGCGGAAGAGCGCAUCGUUCCACACACUAGACGAGCUAGAAUCAUCGAGGGCGAGAAAAGUCAUCGCCGCGCAAAACCCGACGACGACGACGACGACGGUCAAGCUAAAGAAAACAGAGUCCAUGUCCGAGUUAAGAACAGAGUUCGCUCGGACAGAGUCAGCUCGGAGCGAGUCGUCGUACUCGGGGUCUCGGUCGGUGAAGGAGAACAUAUUCGUGGUGAGAGACAGAGAACGGAGGGAGAAAGAAGGGAACAAGAAACCGGUGAUGAACUGGGACCCACUCAGGGAGUUUCCGGAGAAGUGUCCUCCCGGAGGAGGAGGAGAAGGAUUGGUGGUGUACACGACGUCGUUGCAAGGAGUGCGUCGCACGUACGAGGAUUGCAUGCGUGUGAGAGCGAUCAUGGAGCAGCAGGGAGUGGUGGUGGACGAGAGGGACGUGGCUCUAGACGCCGGAGUGCUGAGCGAGCUCAAGGAGCUUCUCCGAGACGAGGAGACGGUGGCGCCGCCGAGAGUGUUCGUGAAAGGGAGGUACGUGGGAGGAGCGGCGGAAGUGGCGGCGAUGAACGAGAACGGAAAGUUAGGGAGAGUGUUGAGGUGGGCACGUGUGGAGAGAGUAGGGGAGGAAGGGAGGCACACGUGUGAAGGGUGUGGAGGAGCAAGGUGGUUGCCUUGUUUGGAGUGCGGCGGUAGCUGUAAGGUCGUUGCGGCGGCGGCCAAAGGGGAAGUGUGGGACAAGUGUGUCAAGUGUAAUGAGAAUGGUUUGAUUCGCUGUCCUGUUUGUUUUGUUAGUUAAAAAGGAUUAUAUAUAUAUAUAUAUAUAAGAAUUGGAUGGACACACGUACGAGGGGGAUUCUAAUAUAUUUGUAUGUGACAUGCUUGAUCGGUUAUUUCUUAUAGUGGAAAGUUUAAAAUGAUUUAAGACUAGGCUAGGAUCUUAAACAAGCACACGACACAAAACACUUUUGCUCUGUUUAGCAAUU
Messenger RNA from Eutrema salsugineum, 1396 nucleotides. RefSeq names its product glutaredoxin domain-containing cysteine-rich protein CG12206. The coding region runs from base 106 to 1209 and encodes 367 amino acids. The record is from RefSeq and is a predicted model, not a curated record. The transcript has a single exon. NCBI's taxonomy places the organism in Eukaryota, Viridiplantae, Streptophyta, Magnoliopsida, Brassicales, Brassicaceae.